CAAAACCCGGGUAUUUUUUUCACCGCCUCAGUGCAGAGCUACCCGAUCAGCUGUUAGCAGUCGGCGGGGGAAACAUUACCGGCUUUAAUCCUGCGGAUCUCGGCUCUUCUAACUCACCCAAAAUACCGCCUGCUUUGCCAGAUCAACAUGGCGAACCGAAAACGACCAUUUGAUGCAGCUUUGACCCCCGAUGACAAUUUCAAAACACCAGAGAAGAGAGUGUCAGUGGUCCGGCUGCAGGAGUCGGACUACACGCAGUGGGGUGUGGAAGAAACGUGUCGGUACCUCCGAAGAGAAGCUCUUGGAGAAUGGGAAGAAACAUUUAAAGCACAAAAAAUCACAGGUGUUGGCUUAAGGUAUCUCACGGAUGCAGAUCUGGAGAAGAUUGGCAUAAAGUGCCUCGGUGACCGUCUGAAGAUCCUACACAGCCUCAGGAAGCUGUGGCACAUGGAAGCUGAGCCAAAUAAGGUGUUUAAUGAUCCCAUCCACGGGCAUGUGGAGUUACACCCUCUUCUCAUCAAAAUCAUCGACACACCUCAGUUCCAGAGGCUCCGAUACCUCAAGCAGCUAGGAGGGACAUACUUUGUCUUCCCCGGAGCAUCUCACAACCGGUUUGAGCACUCCAUUGGGGUGGGUCACUUGGCAGGACGGCUUGUACAAGCUCUGCAUUACAAGCAGCCAGAACUCCUCAUCUCUCGCAGAGACAUCCUUUGUGUUCAGAUCGCUGGGCUCUGCCAUGACCUGGGACACGGGCCGUUCUCCCAUAUGUUUGACGGGAUGUUCAUCCCCAAAGCACGUCCAGGAACUACCUGGAAGCAUGAGAAGGCCUCUCUAGCCAUGUUUGACUACCUGGUGAAUGACAAUGGCCUGAAGCCGGUCAUGGAGCAGCAUGGCCUGGUGCUGCCUGAGGAUCUGGACUUCAUCAAGGAACAGAUUGCUGGACCACUGGACGCUAAUGCAGCUCAAGACCAGACAUGGCCGUAUAAAGGCCGUCCAGAAGACAAGUCCUUCCUCUAUGAAAUUGUGGCCAACAAAAGAAAUGGCAUUGAUGUGGACAAGUGGGACUACUUUGCCAGGGACUGCUACCACCUGGGCAUCCAGAACAACUUUGACUAUCGGCGCUUCCUAAAGUUUGCCAGAGUGUGUAAGGUGGAUGGACAGAAGCACAUCUGCACUAGAGACAAGGAGGUGGGCAAUUUGUAUGACAUGUUCCACACAAGGAACUGUCUCCACAGGAGAGCCUACCAGCACAAAGUGGGCAACAUCAUAGAGACUAUGAUCACAGAGGCCUUUUUAAAAGCAGACAAGCACAUCAAGAUUGAAGGCUCAGGAGGGAAGCUGUUCACUCUCUCCACAGCCAUAGAUGACAUGGAGGCCUACACCAAGCUGACAGAUCAUGUGUUUGAGCAAAUAUUGAACUCCUCCUCCCCGGAGCUGGCUGAGGCACGACAGAUUCUACGCAACGUCACCUGUCGACGCCUCUAUAAGUGUUUGGGCCAAACUCAGGCAGACAAACCCAUAAGUGUCACCCAGGAGAAGACUCACUCCUGGGAAGCAGAUUUGGCUCGAUCCACCCCUCAGAGUGGCACCCAGGGUGUGAGCCUUCAGCCAGAGGACUUUGUAGUCAAUGUCAUUUCUUUGGACUAUGGGAUGAAGGAAAAGAACCCCAUCAACAAUGUGCGUUUCUAUUGCAAAGAUGACAUAACCAAAGCCAUACAGAUUCGCAAAAACCAGGUGUCUAAGCUUCUUCCAGAGCAGUUUGCUGAGCAGCUGAUCAGAGUUUACUUCAAGAAGACAGAUGACAGGAGCCUGGAGGCAGCUAAGAAGCACUUUGUCCAGUGGUGCAUGGACAUGAACUUUUCAAAGCCUCGGGAUGGAGACAUAAUCGCACCUGAGCUGACUCCUCUGAAAACCAGUUGGUCGAACAACAACGAAGGCGAGGGUGACGAAGGUAGCAGUUCCAGAGCAGUAAACCAUGCUGCUGUAAAUGGACAACAGAAAGCCAAAAUGCAGCUUUUUAAGUAAGAGGUAGAGAGCACAUUUACCAAGCAUCUGUUACACAUUUGGUAGACGGGACAGUUUUGAGUGAAGAUUGUAUUUUUCUACAAAGUGAGUGUGUUGAUGAGCAAAGAUUUAAAAUCAUUACUUCUAUUUGAAAACAAUAUUCACGCCAAAAAGUUUCAUUUGAGAGGAUUUGUGCAAGCAUAUUCCGGGACUGCACUCAGGGUUUUUAUAGACAGUAUUAUUUACAUUUUUGUUUUAGUUUGAUAAUUCUUAAUUAGGUUUUAUUUUGGACUCCCCUUUCACAUUUUUAAGUUGAGUUAUUUAUACAUAUCAUGUAUUUGCAUCAUGCACUAUAGAUCAUGGUCAGUUCAGAUGAUUUAUGUCCACAUAUUUCAGGGCAGUGUGUUUUCCCGUUGAUGUGUUUCAGGGCAUUCUUUUAUUCAGCUUUUAAAAUACAUUAAAUCAAAAGUUACUUUACAUACAUACAAUUUCUGACAAUUCAAGUUAACAUUUGUUUUUAUUUGGGAUUUUGAUUUGAAGUGUGUUCUGGUUGAGUGUGUUUAUAAAAUACUUUAUUUAUUCUUUCAGUAAUUGGCUCAGCUUGAGUGUUUUUGUUUAAAGGUUUUUUCACCUCAUAGAUCUUUGCAACAUUUUAAUGCCUGUUUUGUAUACCAUGUAAAAUGUUUCCUCUUACCAGAAUGUGGUGCAGUCUAAUCAGUCUGUCCUGCCUUACAGCUGGUGGUUUUGUUUUGCUUGAUUGUAUAAAAAAUAUUUUUUGAGAGAAUGUAAAGGGAAACCUACCAAAGGGUUUGAAGAGAUCCUGUUAAUGCUACUACUAUUGAAAGGGGAUGAAAACAGUUUGAAAAUAAAACUCUUUGUCUCAGUCGUGU
Molecule: messenger RNA, 2894 nt
Organism: Larimichthys crocea (large yellow croaker)
Lineage: Eukaryota; Metazoa; Chordata; Actinopteri; Sciaenidae
Gene: samhd1a
Product: SAM domain and HD domain 1
Exons: 16
Coding region: 148-2025 (625 amino acids)
Biological process (GO): dGTP catabolic process; regulation of innate immune response; defense response to virus
Cellular component (GO): nucleus
Molecular function (GO): protein binding; dGTPase activity
Source: RefSeq, a predicted model, not a curated record